Messenger RNA from Penicillium alfredii, 1635 nucleotides. Its product is annotated as putative actin-related protein RO7. The record is from RefSeq and is a predicted model, not a curated record. Bases 1 to 1635 code for a protein of 544 amino acids. NCBI's taxonomy places the organism in Eukaryota, Fungi, Ascomycota, Eurotiomycetes, Eurotiales, Aspergillaceae. The transcript has a single exon. Gene Ontology annotation, biological process: microtubule-based movement.
AUGGCAAGCGCUACGCCCUCACUCGGUGACAAUAAACGAACGACUACUACAGCAUCAAGUUGGUUGCAAAACCAGUCAGCCCGUCCGGCAUCCCCUCACACACCACAACAUCAACUUCGGUCCGGGAACACGUCAUUCACAAGCACGUCGCCAGGCUCGGGCUUUCGCAAUGAGGACGAUGCGAUCAUAUUCGAAAUAGGUGCGCGAUGGCUUCGGGCUGGGUUCGAGGGGAGUAACACACCCAUGUGUGUGGUGGGAUUCGGCCCGGAACAAUCGAGGAGAGCGGGGGACUAUCGCAGAUGGAUUCAAGGUUCUACUGGCGCCGGAAAUUUGCCCCAGCCUGUAAAUGCAGAUGUAUGGGUGCGGGCAUACGAAUUGUGGCGACUGGAUCUAAGAGAGGUUGAUCUGGGGCUGGUCGAGGAUAAGAUCGAACGUGUUUUUCGGGAGGCAUACAAUCAGUACCUGCUCACAGACGCAGGGUCGUCGCGUUUGGUUCUGGUUCUGCCUUCACUGAUGCCGCAUCCGCUUCUGUCUUCGUUACUUUCUACCUUGUUCAACCGCUGGCGUUUCCCCAGUGUCACUCUUCUAUCGAGCGCGCCCAUGUCAGCGGCGGCUGCCGGAUUGCGGUCUGCCUUGGUGGUAGAUCUCGGGUGGACAGAGACUACAACAACGGGAAUCUACGAAUAUCGGGAAAUUACGACGAAACGAACCACGCGCGCUAUGAGGGCCUUGCUGCAGGAGAUGGGUCGACUUCUGACCAGCCUGGCUUCGAAUGAAGGUGCCCCCGAGGUGUCUGCGGAUGACAUCUCCGUGGGUUUUGAAUAUUGCGAGGAGGUCACAAGCCGAUUUGCCUGGUGUAAACCACGGGCAGAAGAUGAUGAUACUAGCGAACCUCCCAAAACAGUUUCCAUUCCUUGUCCGUCCAACCCCGAGCAGCAAUACACCGAUGUACCACUGGCACGCCUUGCUGUGCCUGUCGAAAAGGUCCUACUUGCAUCGGGUGUUUCGGAGGGUGACCUGGACGACGAAGAGAAAACGAUACCUUUACUGGUCUACAACACUCUGCUGUCGCUUCCACCCGAUGCGCGCGGAACAUGCAUGUCGCGCGUCACUUUUGUAGGGGGUGGCGCUCGCAUUCCCGGGUUACGCCAGCGGAUUUUGAAGGAAGUAUCGUUGCUGAUAGAACGCCAUGGGUGGAGCCCCAUCCGAGGGAAGGCAGUGGAGCGACAACGACAGCGACUGGAGGAAUUGAAGCUUUCAUCCCAGACUCAAAAUGGAGAAAUCCCUGCGCCAGAAACCAGCGCGGCGCCAUCAGCGGAUCGCAAGCAACCCGACCCAUCCCAGGAGGAACCCGAGGUUGAUUUUGUGGAACAAAAGCUGCGUCGCCAGAACAAGGACACACCCGUGCCUGUCCGCGGAGUCUUGCGCGAAGUCGAAUCUCUUGGGCCAUGGGCCGGAGCCAGUCUCGUUACCAGCCUGAAGAUCCGGGGAAUGGUGGAAAUUGAACGGGAGAAGUUCCUGCAGCAGGGACUCGCUGGAGCCACUCGAGACUCGGAGCAUCCGGUCCCUGAUCGCCGGUCGGGCCUGAGAUCGGGUGGUGAUCGGUCCAGCUGGACAUUGGCAGGCUGGGCAUGA